Magallana angulata is the source of this 792-nucleotide messenger RNA. RefSeq lists its product as uncharacterized. The coding region runs from base 40 to 792 and encodes 250 amino acids. The record is from RefSeq and is a predicted model, not a curated record. NCBI's taxonomy places the organism in Eukaryota, Metazoa, Mollusca, Bivalvia, Ostreida, Ostreidae. The transcript is spliced from 8 exons.
AAUAACCCUGCACACAACACUAAAAGAGACAAAUUGAGUAUGCAAGGCAGAGUUCGUCUAAUGAUUUUGGGAGCCUUAAUGUCCAUCACUGUUGUAUUAAACGAAAGUAAAAAGCUUGAUGGUUACAAGUUCCCUGUAUACUCAACACCAUUUUGCCCCCAAAAUGAAUCAGAGUGGGGCAAGAGAUCGUCGGUUCUCAACUGUAACGAGACUAAUGGCUACACGUGUUUACCAAACGAAAAGCUCACGGAACUGUUAGAGUUCUGUUAUACCCAACGUUGGAUAUUGAUUGAAGAAGGCUAUUGUUUGUAUCUGAAAAAAAAUGGCUCAUACGUUGAUUCAUACAGCUGUCGACACUUCUUACAUGGAUGUCACAAGUCUUCUUUUCAAAGCACAAGAAUCUAUGAACACCCAGCUUGCAUAUCUCUCGGUAAUGGAUGUUUCCUGGCAGAACAAUCUUGUGAAAGUUAUCACCAAAUGACUGUGAAAACAAUCUCUAGGAAUAAUACGCCGUAUCUGAGUAUUCUGAGCAGUUCUCCAAAAACAACUCAUCGUCCUGAAACAACAGUCAAAGCCAAGGAAGACUUGCUCUGGGCUGUGAUUUUAAUAGAGAUCCUUAUGUUCAUUGUCUGUGCUUCAAUAUUUAUGCUGUACCUCUACCGUAAUGAUAAAAUUUGCAAACAAGGUCCUGCUAUAGAAAGUGAGAUUCAAUCGGGAGAAAGAACGUUACUGAUAAAUAAGAAUGAGGAAAGUAACGAAGACCGCACGGCCCAGUCUGACUUUGAGUUAUAA